AGCGGGUAGGGCAGGCAAAUGACGAAAAGAGGGCUCCCUGGGUCAGGCUUGGUACGCUACAGAACGCCGCUACAGGGGCGUACAGUGGACGCCUGCCAUGGCGGUGCGCCAGCGGUGAUGGUCUGAUGGGCCCUGGGACCGCCAAAUUGCCCACUUUGCAGGCGCUGAGCGAAAUGGAAGUGGACCCUUUAGCCUCCAUUUUUGCGGGCUUCUCUGUCUUUUCUCUUUUCGGAAAUGCACCUCAUCAUAGACACACGCACAGCGCAGCACAGCACACACAAUCACACACACCUCACCUCAGGCACGCCCCCCUCUGGCCUCUCGCAUGCCUUAGAAAUGCGAAUGCGCCGAAUGGAAAAGAAAUUAGAGCUUAGCACACCGGGACGAUCAUUUUGCAUGGUUAGCAAAAUGGUGGUCUCGUCAUAGCACCCAACGUAAAAAAAAAAAAAAAAAAAAGAAGAAGAAGAGAAACACAGGUAGCACACAGCCCGUAGACCUCGCAGCUCUUCUACAACUUCACCACCACCACCAGCACAAGCACCCCAACAACAUAGGGCCAAGGCAUUGCUCUUAAACUAGUCGCCUGCCCCCACCGGUUACCAUUAUAUCGGCGAACAGCGUAAAUGGUAAUCUGUCAAACAACGAGGCUUGCCAUUCCUUUCCCGUUUUGCUUGUAGUUCGACCCUCUUUCCGCCACACCUUUGCCCACACACCCCUCCCUCUAGCACAGGUCUUCUUUUUCCCUACCUCUUCCCUCUCCCCGCCUUUGGUCCCUGUUUCUUUCACCUUUCUUUUCCCCUUAUCAUUCUUCUUUUUGUCUUAGUACGGUUUGUUGUUUUGCCAUAGGAGAGCCUCUGUUGCUCUUCUCUUCUCCUCGCUCGCUCUUCGCCUACUCUAGCCAUGCCCGCCGGCAAGCUCCUCAUCUAUCUCCUCCGGCGGGACCUGCGAGUUGCGGAUAACCCGAUUCUUAACCAGCUUUCCAACAACCCGGACCACGGUUUCGACUUCCUCCUCCCUCUCUACGUCUUCCCCCGAAAGCAAAUCGAGCUCUCUGGCUUCCUCGAAUCAGGCGCAGAGUCACCAUAUCCACCCGCUGUAAGCGAUAUUGGCAAGUUUUGGCGAUGCGGCCCUCAUCGUGCCAAGUUUCUAGCAGAGGCUGUCUGGGAUCUCAAAAACACUCUUGAGGCGUCAAACAGUGGUCUUGAUAUUCGUGUGGGUGAGCAUGGUGACAUUGUCCGCCGGCUCAUUCAACACUUCAAAUCCACAGAUACACCUGUAGGUGCUGUAUGGAUGACGGAAGAGGUAUCAGUAGAAGAGAUUAAAGAGCAGGACGAUGUCAAGGAAGCCUGCACUGCAGCCCAAGUGGAUUUUAGGCUCUGGGCUGACGAAAAAUACUUUAUCGAUGACCGCGACACAGGCCUUGAGACGCCUGAAGAGCUUCCCGAUGUGUUUACAACCUAUCGCAAAACGCAAGAGCCACUCCGACAACGCCCCCGAACAUGCUUAAUAACGUCUACCGAUAAAUUACCUUCAUACCCCAAAAGCUCUUCUAUCCCAAGACAGCACAGUCCUUUUGAGACUGCAGCAUCACUCGAUGACUUGAUAGAGCGCCUGCGUCGACCUCUGAUAUACGACCUCGAUACGAUACCAACACUUCCGGCUGGCACGGAAUCGUCUCACCCAUUUCUUGGCGGAGAACAACCGGCAUUUGAACGUCUGGUUCAUCUCGUCAAGUCUGGUGUGAUGAACACUUAUUCAGAUACUAGAAACGCACUCCUGGGGACGGAUUUCAGUACCAAGCUAUCAGCCUAUCUUUCUUUUGGUUGUAUCACAGCCAGACAGAUCCAUGAAGAGCUUCUGAAGCUCGAAGAUGGCAGCGAUGAUUGCUACAAAGAUACAGCGGCAUAUGGUGAAGGAGAAAACGAGGGAACCAAAGCCGUGCGCUUUGAGCUGCUUUGGCGAGAUUACAUGCGACUGUGUACCAAAAAGUUUGGUCACAAGUUGUUCAUGCUUUCUGGUUUCCGACAAGAUGCAGAAUAUAACAAGAAAUGGAAAACCCCCAACGCCAAAAAAGCCGAAACUGGUCAAGAUCCGACGCCAGAUCGGGUCGAUGUUAUUCUACGACGCUUCCUCUCAGGAAUGACGGGAAUGGGUCUCAUCGAUGCGGCUCAGAGAGAGCUCUACCUGACAGGUUACACAUCUAACAGAACUCGUCAAAACGUUGCUUCUUUCUUUGCCAAGCAUCUUUUGCUUGAUUGGAGAUACGGUGCGGAGUGGUACGAGUCGCUUCUCAUAGAUUACGACGUCUCGUCAAACUGGGCCAAUUGGCAGUACGUGUCUGGUGUCGGAAACGACCCCCGCGGCGACGCAAGAAUAUUUAACCCUGUAAAGCAAGCCUUUGAUUACGAUAAGGAAGGCUCCUAUGUUCGGGCGUGGGUUCCAGAGGUUAGCAGUUUGGAUAAGAUUGAGAAUAUCUUCCAGCCGUGGACAGCCAGCGCCGAGGACUUGGAAAAGGCAGCGCUCAGCGACAGCAUCCUCGUUACAGACCCUCUCAAGCGAAUCGAGUUUACAAUCGAACGAAAGCCAAGAUCUAACCGUCGACCAUACACACGCGGACGUGGCAGAGGUAACGCGCGGGGAGGGAUGCAGAAUCAAGGCCAGGCUCAACCUCAAGCUGUUAACUUCCCAACUGGACACAUGGCCCCCAUGCCACCUCCCAACAUGGUUCCUAUGGCUGGGCCACCAGCCAUGUACUCUCCAGUACCAUAUGAGGCUUCACCACCUUAUGCGUGGAACCAGCCAGCUCCCAUACAGGCGCAAUGGGGAGCUGGUCCCCCCAUGGCACAGCCCCCGCAGACCUGGAACGGUGCGCAGCUGUGGUAUGGUGAAAACAUGAUGGCUUCCCAGGUCCAUAUGGGAUCGUACCGUGGCCGUGGAGCCUUUGGGGGACGAGGAGGUGGUCCUGGGCAAAAUGGCCAGCGCCAUUGAGAUGCCGUACGCCAACCUGGUAAUCAGCAUCUUCACGUUACUGUACUAUGAACGCAUAUUAUUGCAAUGGAUAUGGGCAGGUAUCAAAAAGUGAGGUUUUCCUUUUUGUUAUUCUUUUUACGGUCGAAUUUGGUUUUUCUUCUCUUCGGAGUAAUGCUUACGAACUAAUGUGAAAUAUGUCACACAGCAUUUUUGUUUUUAGACAUGUAUAUAUGCGCACACUACAUAUUUGAUUUUUGGUCGCCAGAAAUCUGUCUAGCGAGGUGGGAAUCUCUUGAUGUAUAAUCAUAAUCUGAUGAUCAAUAUAAUGAAAAGAUAUUUUAAACGAUAAUAUUUAUUUUGAGUUUUUCCAGCCAGUGUUGAACGGGUGCUGGGAUCCGUCCGACGCUUUCGCCUGAC
This is a messenger RNA of [Torrubiella] hemipterigena, 3387 nucleotides long. Lineage: Eukaryota; Fungi; Ascomycota; Sordariomycetes; Hypocreales; Clavicipitaceae. The record is from the annotation of a GenBank genome assembly.